Messenger RNA from Paralichthys olivaceus (Japanese flounder), 3183 nucleotides. RefSeq names its product zw10 kinetochore protein (gene zw10). Gene Ontology annotation, biological process: endoplasmic reticulum to Golgi vesicle-mediated transport; mitotic cell cycle; mitotic spindle assembly checkpoint signaling. The record is from RefSeq and is a predicted model, not a curated record. Gene Ontology annotation, cellular component: RZZ complex; chromosome, centromeric region; nucleus. NCBI's taxonomy places the organism in Eukaryota, Metazoa, Chordata, Actinopteri, Pleuronectiformes, Paralichthyidae.
AUCUCGGGACCAAUCAGAGCAGCUGGCGGGUGUUGGGUUGUUGUGGCACGGAGGGUCUACAGUCUAUGGCUGUCACACUUGUUUUAAACGUGUCAAACAUUAUAACGUUACUUCACCAUGGCGUCGUUUGUGACCGAAGUACUCGCCAGCUCCGGCAAACUGGAGAAAGAGGACCUGUCCGGCAAAAUAAGCAAAAUGUCGCGCAAGGUGGAGGAUACGAAGGAAGAAGUAUGUGACAUGAUAAAUAAGAGAUAUGGUGACUUCCUACCCAGUCUCCAAGGAUCUGAGGAGCUAAUGGUGCAGGUGGAGGAGGUCGCCAAAGAAAUGGAUGUCCUUAAAAAUUGCAUUGAGAAUGAGGUACAACAAAACAUCCAUGUGGCUGUGGCGGAGUAUGCAAAACUGAAGCAGCAGUUGGAGAAAAAUACCAUCAUCAUAAAAAUGCUAGGAUACAUAAAAGAGUUUCACAAUGCAAUGGAGGAGUUUAGCAAAGCUUUACAAGAGAAGAAGUAUGUUGAUGCAGCCAACCAGCUGGAAAGGGCAAGAGCCAGUGUGGAUUCAUUGAAGGGUUGGAAGACUUCCCAGCUGCCUCUGCUCAGUACUCUCAGCUCAGAGCUGACAGUGCAGAGAGAAAACUUAAUUUACCACAUGGGAGAUGAAUGGAAACGCCUCGUCAUCUGGAGAUUGCCAUCCUCAAAGGAGCCUGCAGGUCUGAAGUCCUUCCUGAAGGUUGAGCUGAAGCUGAGCCAUCCCUGCAGUAAAGAGGUUGAACCCAAACCCCCUGCUUUGUUGUGCUCUGUCCUGCAGGCUCUGGCCAUCCAAGGAGACCUUCAGCACAAGAUCAAACUCUUCAGUCAAGUACUGUUGAAGAACAUGUUGAAGCCGUUGGUGGUGUACCCGUCACUGUCAGUGAAGGUAACAGAGCAGCAGGGUGAGGGAACUUUCCUGGCUUUAGAGUGUUUGGAGGAGAGCCGAGAUGAGCGAUCCACACCGUCACAGGUCUACAGGAAACUGCUCCUGGUGCUCAAGACACUGCACUCACACCUGCUAGACGUGUCCAUUGGUGCUAAAAAGCUCUCAACUAUCUUGGGGGAGCUGAUUUGGGAGGAACUUUCCCAGUGCAUCAUCAACGAGUGUCUGCUCUAUUCCAUCCCCACCAACAGCAGCCAGCUAGAGAAAUAUAAAAGUGUGAUCAAGGAAACAGAGGAGUUUGAAAAGUCCCUGAAAGAGAUGGAAUAUCUGCAGGGCGACUCCACAGACUUGCUCAAAUAUGCCAGAGACGUCAACUGUCACUUUGCCAGCAAGAAGUGCAAGGAUGUCAUUGUAGCCGCCCGCAAACUCAUGACCUCCAAGAUGCACAACACUGUCAAGAUUACACCAGACUCCAAGCUGCGUCUCCCCAAGCUCCCUGCUCCAAGUUCAGAGCUGAAGGUGAAGCAGGAGGCCACAAAGGAGGAGAUCACGAUGGAGAACACAAAGCAGCUGUCAGCGUGGAGUCUGUGUCUACCAGCCUGUCGCAUCAGUGAGUCAGUGCAGCAGCUGAUGGAGCUGACACUCAACACUCUAUGUGAGGCUGUCGGAAGCUCCACACAAUGUGCUUUACAACUCUUCUUCACUGUGAGAAACAUUUUCCAGCUGUUCUAUGAUGUUGUGCCAACAUAUCACAAGGAGAACCUGCUCAAGUUCCCUCACCUGGCUGCCAUUCAACACAACAACUGCAUGUACCUGGCCCACCACCUGCUCACUCUGGGGCACCAUUUCAGAGCUCAUCUGCCCCAGCCCCUCAGCGAGGGAGUUGCAACAUUUGUGGACAUGGUGCCCGGUUUCAGGAAACUGGGUGCCCAGUGCUUCUUAGCUCAGAUGAAUGUGCAGAGAGCUGAACUGUUGGAGAGACUUUCCACUGCUCACAACUUCUGCAAUCUGGAUGACGAAGAUAAUUACAUUGCAGCGAGCAAAGCUGUGAGACAGGUGAUUCAUCAGUUGAAGCAGUUGGGUACAGUAUGGCAGGACGUCCUGCCCGUCAGCAUCUAUUGUAAAGCCAUGGGCAACCUCCUCAACACUGCCAUCACUGAAGUCAUUGCCAAAAUCAUGAUGCUAGAGGAUAUUUCCUCUGAGGAUGGGGAGCACCUACACACUCUGUGCCAAACCAUCAUCGAGGAAGGUCCGCUCGUCUUCAUCCCUUUGGCUGAGGAAAAGAAGAACAAGAAAUAUCAGGAGGAAGUGCCGCUCUAUGUGAAGAAGUGGAGCACCUUCAAGGAGCUGGUCAUCGUGCUGCGGGCCAACCUGCAGGAGAUUGUUGACAGGUGGGCUGACGGUAAAGGUCCUUUGGCGUUGGAGUUCUCCAGUUCAGAGGUGAAGAAUCUGAUCCGAGCCUUGUUUCAGAACACAGAGAGGAGAGCUGUGGCUCUGACCAAAAUCAAAUGAACACUUGGAGCUAACGACCAACAAGACGAUACUGCAGCACUUCUUCCUCUGUGGAAAACAGGAUUUGUGUCUUAAAUCAUUUCCAUUCUCUGCUAUGUACAUUAAAUAUAUUACUACUCUAUUCCUUUAAGUAAACCACAUGGUGAUAUUAAUUAAUACUGAGACUUACAGCAGCAGCAGAUAAAGGAUGUGAUGCCAUUAAACACAACAUAACUGUCAAGUACAUUUUCUGUCUGCUAACACAGACACGUCCAUGUAUGGAGUUGGAACUGUUUGAUUGUCUCUGGGAUUAUAAACUGAUUGUAAUCAAUCUGUGGGAUAUUAUUCUUCUUCUCAUCAGACUCUAAUCAGUCCCACAGAGAUUACACAAAGGCGUCUUUACAUCCGCCUGCAGACUCAGUCGUAUAGCUUUGCUUCAGGGGGGGGGUUUAACCAUGACAGAGCCAACUGAGGUUGUGUAACCGGCGGCUUGCCAUCUGUUGACAUGUGAUGUGGCAUCAAGGGUUCAUUUUGUUGGUCAAACUUCAUCUGUGUUGCAGUGAGCUUGUGUCGGAGGUCUCUGUUGUUCUGUGCUGGUGUCAUUUCAGGAGAAAGAGUUUGCUGAGUUGGUUCAGAUCUCAACGCCUCUAAAUGAACUUAUGGCUCUAACGAAGAUUUCCCGAAACUUGCAUCUCAUAAAAAUCUCCUUGUAAAAGCAGUGAAACUAAACUUGUCUAUAAUGUAUUUAUUGUAUCUCAAAAUAAACCAAAAGAUGCAACUUUU